GCGCUCGUGUGUAUGUGUGUGCGCGCGCGUGACUGCAUUCACUUUGUUUGGUCGAUUAGUCGUGCAUGGCAGAUACAUGUGCUUCCUUCUUUGACAUUUUUUUUUCUAGCAUAUAACACACUCUUUCUCUCAACGUUGAUAUUUGCGUUCGCGUUGAAAAUUGCGAUUAUUGAAAAGACAUUUCUCGGAAAGGGAAAGAAAUGGCCGCGGCGCGAGACGAAUCGAGAGAGCUCGUGCAUAGAGCUGUUAUCCCGACCGAUUCGCAGAGAGCAGUUGCGGAGUACUUUAUAUCCAAGCAAGAGGAACGUCAGACUAUCAAAAAAUAUCCAGAGUGGGACAGAGCGAGGGUUUGCCCGGCGACAGAGGUGAUCAGGGCUCGUCGAGAAUUAGCCGAGGUCGAAGAGAUAUUAAAGGAGAAACGAGCGGAACAGAAGAUAAAACGUAAAUGCGUGGACGAGCAGUGGGAGGACGCGAGAGAGGAGCAAUUGCAGUUGCGGCAAUCUCUCGUAAAGUUUAAUACGCUCGUGAAGGAGAACGUCGAGAAGCGCGAGCGAGCCGAGCAGAAGAUCAAAGAGGAGCACGAGCGCCAGGAGAAAUGCAAGCUAGAAAUCGAGGAAUUGGAGCAGAAAUUGCGCUGCAUGAGAGACACGCGCGAUAAAAUGCAGCGAAACGUAGGGGAAUACAGGAAGUACCAAAAUUACUUGGACAGGGUCGUGAACGAGACGGGCGAGUUUCAGUCGAUCAAUGAAAUUUUUAAUCGCUACGAAACUUUAGUCGAGGCCAGGCAAGCGUUGUCUGAUCAUCAAGACAGGAACCUUCAGAUGCUCGAAGACAAAGGAACAGAAAUACAUCACUUGACGGAAGUCAAGACGCAAGUAUUGAUGGGCUUGAAUAAUAAAUUGGCCCAAUUGCAAGCGAGGUACGAUCAGGCGAAAGCGCAGGCAUUGAAAUGGGAGACGAUCGUAUCGAAGAUAAAGGAGACCGCCGCUGCGAAGAACUUGGAGCUUACGCAAGUGAAGGCGUGCUGCUGGAACAUCUAUCAGCAGAUUUGCAAAAGGAAAGAGAUACCCGUCAAGGUGGCCAGCGAGGACGUCGAGCAACAGCUGAUCCACAUCAAGCGCACCAUCCUCGAAUUGAAGCGAAUUAUCAAGACCGUCAAGAAGAAGGUGCGGGAAGAGAAAGGCUUGUCGCAUCGCGACUAGAGCCGCCGGUAAGUGACAGGCGGACACGUUGUGAAGCAGCUCCGAGUAAUCCUCCAUGAGCCUCUGUCGCAGCUUCUGCAU
Vollenhovia emeryi is the source of this 1283-nucleotide messenger RNA. Its product is annotated as coiled-coil domain-containing protein 42 homolog. Lineage: Eukaryota; Metazoa; Arthropoda; Insecta; Hymenoptera; Formicidae. The record is from RefSeq and is a predicted model, not a curated record. Bases 201 to 1202 code for a protein of 333 amino acids. The transcript is spliced from 5 exons.